Messenger RNA from Trifolium pratense (red clover), 1554 nucleotides. Its product is annotated as probable WRKY transcription factor 14. Gene Ontology annotation, molecular function: DNA-binding transcription factor activity; transcription cis-regulatory region binding. Gene Ontology annotation, biological process: regulation of DNA-templated transcription. The transcript has 3 exons. The coding region runs from base 1 to 1554 and encodes 517 amino acids. The record is from RefSeq and is a predicted model, not a curated record. Gene Ontology annotation, cellular component: nucleus. NCBI's taxonomy places the organism in Eukaryota, Viridiplantae, Streptophyta, Magnoliopsida, Fabales, Fabaceae.
AUGGACAAUGUUGAUUGGGACCUCUCUUCUAUUGUGCGUAGUUGUAAAUCUAACACCUUUGCUAAUCCUCCCCCAUUUUGUGAAACUCCACCUCAAAACCUAACCACCACCAUCACCACCACCACCAAUAGUAUUGUAUCCCCCGUAAACAUCACACCAUUAAGCUUUGAUGAUUCUAUUUUUAACCAAGAAAAUAGCUCAGUUGCAAAUACACAAACAAUGGAUAAUGAUUGGGAUCUCACUUAUAUUGUGCGUAGCUGCAAAGCUACCACCUUUACAAAUCCUUCUACCUUUUGUGAAACUCCACCUCAAAACCUAACCGCAACCAUCACCGCCACAACCACUAAUAGUCGUGUAUCCCCUAUAAACACCACACCAUCUUGUUUUGUUGAUAUUACAUCUAGCCAAGAAAAUAGUUCAAUUUCUUUUACCCCACUUAAACCAAAUGACUCCAUAGAUCUAAAUAAAUUGAGGGCUAGUUUCAACUCCACAACCCAUAUCCCCACCGCCACCAGUAUCCCAAUCACCUUUACCAGCACAACCUCAAUCCAUAUCACCCCCAAUACCAUCACUAACAAUAACACUAGUGUUCAUGUACCCAAUGAAAAUUCUACCUCUUUUGAUUUUUCCACACUCAUCAACCAACAUCAAAUGCAACCAAGUGAGUUUAUUGAGAAAGAUAGUUUUAUAUCCAUAUUCAAUCCCACCACCUCUAUCCUCACCCUCGGAACUACUAUGACCACAUCUGCCAUCACUCCUCCCACCACCUUCACUACCCCAACAACCACUAUCAACACCCAUACCAUCACUCCUACACAUCGCCAACAACCAAAACGUCAAUCAAGAAAACGAAAAAAUAAAAAUCUUGUGACAUCGGUGUGCCAUGUGAAGGUGGAUAAACUUUCAGAAGAUCAGUGGCAAUGGAGAAAAUAUGGACAAAAACCCGUUAAAGGGUCACCACAUUCAAGGAACUACUACAAAUGCAGCGGUUCCAAAGAUUGUCCAGCUAGAAAACAAAUUGAAAAAAGCAAAAUCGAAGAGAACACUUAUGUUGUAACAUAUCGAGGAAAGCACAAUCACCAAAAACCAGAAGUUAAACAAAACUCUAAUAUUGGGACCUCUCGGAACAACUCAUCAGAGGUUAGAUUACCCAUUGUCAGACAAGCUGGAUCAUCCCAAAUAUUCAAAAACUUGAGUUCUCCUAAUGUGGGGAUGGUGCGGUUUGAUCAGUCGGAGAGUAACAUUGCUCAAGUUCUCGACGUUCAUUCAAAAAUUGAACUUAACGAGAGUCAAUCACAUGUUGUCGGAGAAGCAGGAUCGUCCCAAAAUGUUCAAAAAAUAGAUACACAUAACAUGAUGGUGUUACAACGUGAUGAGCUAGAGAGAAGCAAUGCUCAGAAUUUUCUUGGUGAAUUAGAAAUACCUUAUUCUGAAACAAAUUUUAUUGAAAACAAUAAUGACGAUGAUGACAUCUUGAUACCAAAUAUGUCAGUUAUGUCAAAAGAUUUCCUACUAGACUUCAAUCACCUCAAUGGUGGUUAUGUAUUACCUUAG